Messenger RNA from Formica exsecta, 1794 nucleotides. It is a transcript of the gene HLH54F, whose product is annotated as transcription factor 21-like. Gene Ontology annotation, molecular function: DNA-binding transcription factor activity, RNA polymerase II-specific; protein dimerization activity; RNA polymerase II transcription regulatory region sequence-specific DNA binding. Lineage: Eukaryota; Metazoa; Arthropoda; Insecta; Hymenoptera; Formicidae. The coding region runs from base 791 to 1306 and encodes 171 amino acids. The transcript has 5 exons. The record is from RefSeq and is a predicted model, not a curated record. Gene Ontology annotation, biological process: developmental process; regulation of transcription by RNA polymerase II.
AUACGCAACGGCACAAUCGGCGGCAUCUUACAUCGAACUGGGGAACUACAUCAAAAUAGCGCGAUUACGUCACUGAUGCCAAUGAUUUUCAGAAAAAGGUCGGAGAGUGUCAGAUUGCCAGACAUCUUUCACGAAAUUGUCGAGCAAUAAUUUAGCGCCUUCUUCAGGAUAUUAAAUAGGAUCAGCAGGGUCACCGCAAACCUCAUAUUACAGGAUCCAUUUCGAAUCCUAAUUUCAACGAAAUGAAUGACUGCCGGUUGACGGGGAUUUUCAAUGGAUUAUAGAUCAGGCGACCCUUCUUUUUUCGAAACGAAAGUUUGAAUGGACGAGGAAGAGAAGGGAACAAGCACAUCUAUGUCUUCCGUUUAACUCCGAGCUGAGACUUUAUAGUCACUCUCUGCGCUUCCAUGGAGAGAGGAAAGGAAAGAAGCCAGGAAGAGGAUGUACCAGGUGGCUGCGCGAAUGCCGUGCGAUUGGAUCGAGCAGCAUCUUGGAAAACGAGAUGAGACGGAUGAGACGAAUGAGACUUAGGGAGUUGGGAUGUUCGAAAGCUCCGCCUGGUUUUCGGGACGUCCCAAAUCUCGCGCCCCUCUAAAUAACAUCUUUUCUGUCUGUCUCUUUCUCGAUUCAUGUUGCUCCUCUCUUGUGCGUAGUCCACCCUUCGGCUUUUACUUCGAGAACUUUGACUAACAAUUAGUUUCACGUCGGAGACGCGAUCUAUCGCAACGUUCUGCUCUGCUGAUAGAUAUACUCGUGAUCGCGUAAAAAAACUCAUCGGUCACGUAGCAGAAUGCCUCGAAAACGGCGCGCCUCGACAUCGUCACUGGAAGAAUAUCAUUCCGAAGAGAAAUACAUAAAAGAUGACAUAGACAGUCGCGCGCCGCGAAAUGCUGCCAAUGCUCGUGAAAGAGCCCGUAUGAGAGUUUUGAGCAAAGCCUUUGGAAGAUUAAAAACAUCUUUACCAUGGGUACCGUCAGAUACGAAAUUAAGUAAGCUGGAUACACUAAGGCUAGCAUCAACGUACAUAGCCCAUUUAAGAGCCGUACUCCGCGACGACGGCGAAGCUCAUCCCGAAAGUACCAAGUCUUUGUCACUCGCGUUGUCAUGGCCAUUCGCUAUUCAAAACAGCAACGCUACCACGCUUAUGAACAACAGUUGCAACGUCUCCUCGACAUCUUCGAAUUGUAAUCAGUAUCGAGGACAACAAGUGACUCAUGAUAUCCAAAACUUCCAUCAUUCGGGGCAUCAGAGCGUGUCGACACGCCAUAAUCUUCAGGGGGGAGAGCAACAGCUCUCUUAUUUCUAACAAAAAAAUUCUGAUAAUGCGAUCAAAGCUGACUACAACGAGCGAUAUCUACGAGAAACGACUACUAGCUGGAAAUUACAUAACUAUGACGGUGUUGUCGUUUUCACGCCUUAUUUAUUCCAGAGUGCCUUAAUCUUCUAGUAUUUAUUGAUUUACUUUUAAUGCAAUUGAUAACGAUUAUACACCCAUUUGUGUGACAAAGAAAUAAUUUAUCUGUCAAUAGCAUUUAUAUCUUAAUUUAUGCGUCUUUUGUGCAUCAAAGAAAUGCAUUUUAUACAUCCUUUGUGCACAGUUUUAAUGAAAUAAAUUCAGACGAGCAGAAUAAACAAAAUAUUAUCUUUUUUCGUUUUUACAGAAAAAAUACAAUAAAAAUGUAAUGAGAAUUUUGAAAUUUUUGAUUUAUCAAACAUUUCGUAAAAGAUAUUAAGAGAUGUUCGCGGAGAAAUUGUUUCCUUGUCUCACACAUUCAAUUAUUGCAAUAUCAUAUA